AUGAGGAAGGAGUCCCCUCGAACCCCGACCCCCACCACCACCCCCACGACCACCCCCUCUCCCACCAGGACACCGCAGUUCCCCCGUCGGUUCAGCAGCCCAGAGGGACCCCCCACCCACAGUGGGGUCUGGUCCACCAACCCCCAGACCACCAUCACCCCCUCCUCCUCCUCUUCCAGGCCCCUCCACCAGGCGACAGCCACCUCCACAGCCACCUCCCCUGUCUCCCCACCCUGGGAGACGAGGUGCAAGUCCCCCGCCGUGGUCAACCAGACCACCAAACCCUUCUCCACAGCCUCUUUAUCCAGGCCUAAACCCUCCACUGCCACCUCACCUAUAUCGCCUAGAUCUCCCUGGGGGUCCCGCUGUCAAUCCCCUAACAUCAACCAGACAACCAAGCCUUUCUCCACCACCAUCUCCAACUCUUCCUCCUCCAGACCCUCUCACCCAGGCACCAUCACGUCUCCUCUCUCCCCCUCACCCCUGUCCCCUCCCUGGGGUUCCAGAUGCCAGUCUCCCAUCGUCAGCCCCAGCCCCAGCCCCAGCCCCAGCCACUCCAAGGCAAACCACCGCCUGUUAGCCAAGAACAUCAUCAAUGCGGCCAAACGUAAAAACAGCCCGUCCCCAGGUGCUCUGAGCGGCCACAAUCUCCCAAUCUCCCCACUAGGUGGCAACCCGACCCACCAGCAUCACCAGGGCUACGACUCCCAGCACCACCACAGCAGCAGCAGCUCCAAACCCCCCUUCAGCCCCUACCAGUCCAGGGCCAUGGGGUGCCAGUCUCCCCCCUUCGCCAGCCCUCCUCCCACCCCUACAGGGGUGAUCCGGUCCCCAGUAAGGCUCUACAACACCAGGUCCCUCACUGACUCGGAUGCUUCGGUGGAGUCGGAGGACUCUGGGCUGAGGUCUCCAGGACUGCAGCGUACCCACAACACCUGUCCCCGGGGCUGGGGCGGCAGCCUGAGGGUGAAGAGGGGCAGUGUUGGCACCGACCUAUAG
This is a messenger RNA of Coregonus sp. 'balchen', 999 nucleotides long. The record is from the annotation of a GenBank genome assembly. Lineage: Eukaryota; Metazoa; Chordata; Actinopteri; Salmoniformes; Salmonidae.